AUGGCGAGUGAUAGACUAAAUCGAAAUGUGACGGUGGAAUAUGAGAGAAGAAUUUUCCUCACACUUUCCUGUCUAAUAUCACUUCACACCUUCGAUUGUUCGGAUCAUUCAGAGGAAAACCGAAAACUUUGUGAUCUUUCAAAAUUAUUUUUUCAAAAUGACUUGACAAAAAAAAUUGAUUUAGAAAAAGUUUAUCCAAAAGAUUUUGGGACGAUCACACCACGAUCAGAUUUUCUUCACGACUUAUCUCACGAACGAUGA
This is a messenger RNA of Clunio marinus, 261 nucleotides long. The record is from the annotation of a GenBank genome assembly. Lineage: Eukaryota; Metazoa; Arthropoda; Insecta; Diptera; Chironomidae.